UUAACAUGAGAAUUUUUAAAAAACCGAACAACCAGCAACAAAUAACCCGAUAUAAAUGAUGAUGAUGAUGAUGAUGAUGAUGAUGAUCCCUUGCUACUAAUAGAAAAAAGAUCCCUUGCUACUAAUAGAAAAAAGGUAGCGGGUUUCCUCUCUAAGACAACAAUAAUAACAAUUGAUUAAUUAAUUAAUUAAUUAAUUAAUUAAAAAUAAACCCAAUUCAUAGGUCACUAAUGUACAAGCAGUAUAUGACUGACAUGGUGAAGAACCCCCUCCCCACUACCACCACCACCACCAGAGAGAGAGAGAGAGAGAGAGAGAGAGCAGAGAGAGCGAGCAAGGAGACAUACAGAGACACGCGCAGAGAACGGAAGGUGUCUUGCAAAUGCUUUAUUAUCAAAGUUGUUCUCUUGAUACUCUCCGUAUCAGUGGUCACGAAAGUAGUUUGGUUCGACGUUUACCAAGACUCAAGUACACAGGUCUUCAAUUGGGAACCAGGAACAGAACCGUGUCUCUCUGACACGACAAAUGACACCAACAACAACAACCCGGGCACGUCAUCAAUCGAGUGUCUUUUCCUCAAAUACAUACCAUUUUCCAGACACAUACACACCUUAUGUAGGAAAUCAAACGACGUUCAAAUGAGGCCAACAAAACGAAAACGCGUCUGUAAAGAUCCCUUCUUGUCGACGUUUCUGAAAGAACAGAACUUCAUUUGUUUUGCAGUAGACGGCCGACUUGGAAACCAAAUGUUCCUGUUUGCCUCCGCCUACGGCAUCGCACAACACACGGGUCGCCGUCUCGUCAUCGACAAAACAUCACCAUUACUGAAAAUAUUCAAAGUAGACCAAACUGUGAUGGCGGAGAGGUGUGUCUGUGAUGACGUCAAAGUGAAAUGUUCCAAGAAACAUUGCAGUUUUGACGAGACUCUCUUCACAAUUCCCAACGACGGAAAUUAUCAAGUGAGAAGGUACCUACAGUCUUGGAGGUAUUUUCAGAACGUCACGGGUGAGGUACGUGACCAGUUUACGUUUAAGAGGCACAUAGUCCUCACGUCUCUGUCGGUCUUACGCAGACUGAGAGAAGAAUACAAAAGUAGAACUGCGGAUUCGGCGAGUGAAGAGGAUUCACGAAAUGUAACUUUCGUUGGCGUCCACGUUCGAGAGACUGACAGAGGAGAAUCGUAUACUAGAUUGGGAUACAGAGUUGCACCGAAGGAAUACAUACACAACGCGAUGAAUUAUUUUGAGAACAAGUUUACGGAUGUGAUAUUUGUGGUCUUUUCAAAUGUUAGGGAAAGAGCGAAGAAACAUGUAAGAAAACGGAAGAAUGUAUUUUUCGUUGACGGUUAUUUGCCGGAAGUAGACAUGUGUAUAUUGGCGCACUGUAAUCACACUAUAAUGACAGUUGGCACAUUCGGAUGGUUUGCGUCCUUUCUGGCAGGGGGAGUAACUGUGUAUUACAAGCAUCCUUACAAAGAAAACUCUUCUGUUAGAAAACAGUAUUCUGCUGAUUAUCGAGACUAUUUUUAUCCUGGUUGGAUAGCAAUGGAAUAGACUAUUUUUUCGUAUUUAGUUGCGACUGUACAUACGAGAAUAUUAUUUUAUUAAAUGGUUGGGUUUUGUU
This is a messenger RNA of Gigantopelta aegis, 1623 nucleotides long. Its product is annotated as galactoside alpha-(1,2)-fucosyltransferase 2-like. NCBI's taxonomy places the organism in Eukaryota, Metazoa, Mollusca, Gastropoda, Neomphalida, Peltospiridae. Gene Ontology annotation, biological process: carbohydrate metabolic process. Gene Ontology annotation, cellular component: membrane. The record is from RefSeq and is a predicted model, not a curated record. The coding region runs from base 231 to 1553 and encodes 440 amino acids. Gene Ontology annotation, molecular function: galactoside 2-alpha-L-fucosyltransferase activity. The transcript has 2 exons.